Messenger RNA from Xyrauchen texanus (razorback sucker), 5300 nucleotides. Its product is annotated as vinculin. Gene Ontology annotation, molecular function: structural molecule activity; actin filament binding. The record is from RefSeq and is a predicted model, not a curated record. Gene Ontology annotation, cellular component: actin cytoskeleton. Gene Ontology annotation, biological process: cell adhesion. NCBI's taxonomy places the organism in Eukaryota, Metazoa, Chordata, Actinopteri, Cypriniformes, Catostomidae. The transcript has 22 exons. Bases 308 to 3694 code for a protein of 1128 amino acids.
AUGCGCACCAAUCAGAUCCUCAGGCUAGCGUGAAAACCUUUGCGCUGAUUGGUUGACGAGCACUGAUUCUUUAAAGUCGUGCGUUCGCUCUCACUCACCGGGCGCCUUGCUUUGAUUUUUCAGACAAGGCGUCGGCUGGUGAGGAGGCGUUAAGGAUCGCUCUGCAUGAGUAGAAUAGACUUGGGAAUAGACGUCUGGCUCGCGGCACCAUUGGAAGAUAUAACGGGGAUAAACGCAGGACAAAGUCAUUAUUUGGAGCGAGCACGUGCCUUUAUCUCACUGGGGUUGAGGAUAUUUAGAUGUUAGGAUGCCGGUUUUCCAUACCAAGACGAUAGAGAGUAUCCUGGAGCCAGUUGCUCAGCAGAUAUCCCACUUGGUUAUCAUGCACGAGGAGGGCGAAGUUGAUGGGAAAGCGAUCCCAGACCUCACGAGUCCUGUGGCGGCAGUGCAAGCGGCUGUCAGCAACCUCGUGCGGGUGGGAAAGGAGACUGUGCAAACUACAGAAGACAAGAUUAUGAAGAGAGACAUGCCCCCAGCCUUCAUUAAGGUGGAGAAUGCCUGUGCAAAGCUGGUGGAGGCAGCUCGAAUGCUGAGGACAGACCCAUAUUCUGUCCCCGCAAGAGAUUACCUCAUCGAUGGCUCCCGGGGCAUCCUCUCAGGCACAUCAGACCUGCUUCUUACCUUUGAUGAGGCAGAGGUGCGUAAAAUUAUUCGUGUUUGUAAGGGCAUCCUUGAGUACCUGACAGUGGCAGAAGUUGUGGAAACCAUGGAGGACUUGGUCACUUACACUAAAAACCUGGGACCAGGCAUGACAAAAAUGGCAAAGAUGAUUGACGAACGGCAACAGGAGUUGACACACCAGGAGCACCGUGUGAUGCUGGUCACCUCCAUGAACACAGUGAAGGAACUGCUGCCUGUGCUCAUAUCAGCCAUUAAAAUCUUUGUGACAACCAAGUGCACUAAAAGCCAUGGUGUGGAGGAGGCCCUGAAGAACAGAAACUACACAUUUGAGAAGAUGAGCUAUGAGAUCAACGAGAUUAUUAGAGUGUUGCAACUCACAUCCUGGGACGAGGAUGCCUGGGCCAACAAAGACACAGAGGCUAUGAAGAGAGCGCUAGCACUGAUUGAGUCAAAGAUGGGUCAAGCUAAAGGCUGGUUGAGGGACCCUAAUGGUCUACCAGGAGACCCAGGAGAGCAUGCAGUGCAUCAGAUCCUGGAUGAAGCAGGAAAAGUGGGAGAGCUUUGCGCAGGGAAAGAGAGGAGAGAAAUCCUGGGAACAGCCAAGACUCUGGGCCAGAUGACAGAUCAGGUGUCAGAUGUGCGUGCCAGAGGUCAGGGUGCCACCCCCAUGGGCAUGCAGAAAGCUCAGCAGGUGGCUCAGGGUCUGGAUAUUCUGGUGGGGAAAGUGGAGAAUGCUGCUCGGAAACUGGAGGCCCUAACCAGUGCCAAGCAGGCCAUCACCAAGAGAAUUGACACUGCCCAGAGCUGGCUGGCUGACCCUAACGGUGGCCCGGAGGGGGAGGAGAACAUUCGUGCUCUUCUGGCAGAGGCAAAGCGCAUCUCUGACUUGUGUGAAGAUCCUAAAGAACGAGACGAUAUUCUGCGCUCCAUCGGUGAAAUUGCAGGACUCACUGCAAGACUGGUUGAACUUCGUAAAAUGGGUAAAGGUGAUACUCCUGAGGCUAGAGCACUGGCCAAACAUAUUGGCACUGCUUUGCAGAACUUGCAGGCAAAGACUAACCGUGCCGUGGCCAACAUGAGACCCGCAAAGGCGGCUGUUACCCUAGAGGGUAAAAUGGAGCAGGCCUUGCGCUGGAUCAACAAUCCUGGUGUGGAUGAUCGUGGAGUAGGCCAGGCUGCUAUACGGGGGCUCAUAGCAGAGGGCCGUAGGCUGGCUAACUCUCUACCAGGGCCAUACAGACAGGAGCUGCUAGCAAAGUGUGAGCGAGUGGAGCAGCUGAUGAUGCAGUUGGCAGAUCUGGCAGCACGGGGAGAGGGAGAGAGUCCUCAGGCUCGCGCUGUGGCCGCUCAGCUUUUGGAGGGAAUUAAAGAUCUGAAGGCAAAGAUGCAGGAGGCAAUGACCCAGGAGGUGUCUGAUGUUUUCAGUGAUACAACCACACCAAUUAAGCUUCUGGCUGUGGCAGCAACAGCACCUCUUGAGGCCCCAAACAGAGAGGAGGUCUUUGUGGAAAGGGCAUCUAAUUUUGAGAAUCAUGCCAGCAGACUGGGUGCUACAGCAGACAAGGCUGCUGCUGUGGGAACAGCCAAUAAGAGCACAGUCGAAGGCAUUCAGGCGGCAGUGAAAUCAGCCCGGGAUCUCACACCUCAGGUCACUUCUGCGGCACGCAUUUUGUUGAAGAACCCUGGCAACCAGGCAGCAUACGAGCACUUUGAGACCAUGAAGAAUCAGUGGAUUGACAACAUUGAAAAAAUGACCAGUCUUGUGGAUGAAGCUAUUGACACUAAAUCCCUCUUGGAUGCAUCAGAGGAGGCCAUAAAGAAGGACAUUGAUAAGUGCCGGGUGGCAAUGGGUAACGUUCAGCCUCAGAUGUUGGUUGCGGGGGCCACUAGUAUAGCCCGGCGGGCUAACCGGGUCCUUCUGGUGGCCAAGCGGGAAGUUGAAAACUCUGAGGACCCUAAAUUCAGGGAACUGGUUAAAGCUGCUUCAGAAGAACUUGGUAGAACAAUCUCACCCAUGGUUAUGGCUGCUAAAGCCGUGGCAGGAAACAUCCAGAAUCCAGGUUUGCAAAAGAGCUUCCUGGACUCUAGCUACAGGAUCUUGGCUGCUGUGGGGAAAGUCAGAGAGGCCUUCCAGCCUCAGGAGCCUGACUUCCCACCUCCACCACCAGACCUUGAUCAGUUGCAUGUCACUGAUGAUCAGCCUCCUCCCAAACCACCCCUCCCUGAAGAGGUACCGCCCCCGAGACCUCCACCCCCAGAAGAGAAGGAUGAGGAGUUCCCUGAGCAGAAAGCCGGAGAGAUGGUGAGCGAGCCGAUGAUGGUGGCUGCCAGGCAACUACACGACGAGGCCCGCAAAUGGUCAAGCAAGCCUGUGACAGAUGAGGGUUUUGAAACCACUGAGGCUGACGUAGAUAUAGAGGAUGAGGAUGAAUUCACAGACAACGAGGAUGAUUAUGAGCCCGAGCUACUCUUAAUGUCCUCCAAUCAGCCAGUUAACCAGCCCAUUCUGGCCGCUGCGCAGUCUUUGCACCAGGAGGCUCGCAAAUGGUCGAGUAAGGGUAAUGACAUCAUUGGAGCAGCUAAGCGCAUGGCCCUUUUAAUGGCAGAGAUGUCUCGUCUGGUGCGUGGAGGCAGUGGGAAUAAACGUGCCCUUAUUCAGUGUGCCAAGGACAUCGCAAAGGCCUCAGAUGAGGUCACACGGCUGGCUAAGGAAGUAGCCAAGCAAUGUACCGACAAACGGAUCCGCACUAAUCUUCUGCAGGUUUGUGAGCGCAUCCCAACUAUCAGCACUCAGCUGAAGAUCCUGUCUACAGUUAAGGCCACUAUGCUGGGACGUACAAACAUAAGUGAGGAAGAAUCUGAGCAGGCUACUGAGAUGCUUGUGCACAAUGCACAGAACCUUAUGCAGUCUGUGAAGGAGACAGUGAGAGAAGCAGAAGCCGCCUCCAUUAAGAUCCGCACAGAUGCUGGGUUUACUCUACGCUGGGUCCGAAAGACCCCCUGGUACCAGUAAAUGAGGACUAGUUUUUUUUCUCAAUUUAAAAUCUGCACCCUUGCAUUUUCAAAUGUCUGAUAAGGGGUGGCAAGAAGAUUAAAGGACACCGUCUUAUCCUUGAACUUUUGGAUAUCAUUGUUCAUUUCUAGAUUAGUGGUGACCGGUAUGAAUUAUUUUCGUUUACAUACUGGUGUUGGUACUAAGUGUGCUGAUUACUUUGGAGGCUAUUUUUGUCCUGAAAGUUUGCUAUAGAUAAAUUUCUCACACUACAGUGGUAUAGUUUAGGAGUACACAGGAAGCAGAUUUUUUUAUAUAUAUUUUUGGUAUGUUGGGUUUCCAAAUUCCAGGUAUAUAUAUAUAUAUUUUUUUUUUGCAUGAAGAAUUUUUCUAUUUUGUAUUUGAGAAAUAUGGCAUAAAUGCCUCUGUCAAACAAUGUUGAUGAGUUGAAUGCGUUUAUGAUGACAUUUACUUUAAAUUUAGUUUUUGACAGAUACAUUUUCUUAUUGAAAAUGUAUAUAUUUAUAUCUUAAUUCACAGAUCAUGUUUUAGUCUCAAAUAUACUAUAAAUACAAUGACUUUUAGGUUUUAAUGGUAAAGUUAUAAUUCACUAUAAUUAACUUUUUCUUAUAGCUCAAAUUAAUAAUGAGCUUUGCUUAGCUAUUUAUUAAAUGGGAUGAUGCCUUUUGAUGGGUCAUGCAAUUACAGAGAUAUUACAGAGAAGUAUCUUGCAUGGCAUGGUUGAUACCAAAGAUUUUGUUUUUUUUUACAUUUAUGUGAACUUAGAAUUCAUUAGCUAUUAUAUAAACCAUACUUUACUGUAAAUCUAAAUAGACAUGUGAAAGCUUAGACAGUUAACUCUAAAAUACCAUUCUUUCUUUUAGUUAAACUUGUGGGAGAGUGGAUGUGACUUUGCAAUUUCUUAUAACCCUUCCAGAAGAGAAGCACAAUCUUCACAACAGUUGAACUGUUUUCUCUGGUUCCUGGCUAAAAUGAACAUUGAAGUCAGUCUUUUUUUCAGCUGAUACAAUUUAGAGCUGUAAUUUUGACAUUACUCUCUGUGUGUUUUUGUUUGUUAGUAUUUCAGUUUUAGUAUAUUGAUGAAGAAUCUGUAACUACUACACAAGACCCAGGUGGCUUGUUUAUAUGUGAUACCAUUGUUUGGAUACAAUUAAGGACUGAAAGGUAACUUUUUACCUUAGGUAGUAACAUGGAUUCAGAUGUAUGAAAUUUUUAGCACAAUGCUUAUCACCUUUAGCUGAAGAUGAACAAUGUUAAGCUGAACUCUGUACAGCUAACAAUUUAUCAGAAGAUGCACUGCCUUGCAUUCACUUAAAAUCUUUUUAUAAUAUAUACAUUGGGAUGCGUACCUUUUUCAGCCCCGAUAUAGUGCCUCAUUGUAAAAGUUUACAGGGCUGCAUUUUUAUGCAAAAUAGCAUGUUUUGGGUUAUGACGACGUUACAAAUUGUGAAAAUAUUGUUUUGUGAAUGUAUAUUUGACACCACUGUUUUUUGUCAAUGACACAGAAAGAACAACAUAUGUGCUUCAUAAUAAAACAGUUCUGUUAAAUUUGAUCUGAAAUCUUAUCUCGCCAAAUAAACCAGCUUAUCUGAAAGCUGCUGUCUCA